Messenger RNA from Echinostoma caproni, 216 nucleotides. Lineage: Eukaryota; Metazoa; Platyhelminthes; Trematoda; Plagiorchiida; Echinostomatidae. The record is from the annotation of a GenBank genome assembly.
AUGGUGAGUGAAGAUCCACCCGAAGAAGAAAAGCACCCCGAGGGGAGAUUGCCUCCGAUCGAUCAGAGUUUCACUCUUGAUCGGGAUUGGUUCAAACGUGUGGUACCGAUGCUGGCAGUUGGAUUGGUUUGCAAUGCUCAAACGAAACAGACCUGUGCCAAAUUGCGUCCGUAUUUUCCCACUUACGUACGAAUCCCGAAGUUGGACUACAUCUAG